GGCGGUGCGCGCCCCCGCGGCAGUCGCGUGGUCCCCGCGCGGCUCCAUAUUGCGGCGGCACCGGGGUCGGGGGGUUCCCGGCGGGGCUCGGGGGCGCGCAGAUGGCGACGCAGGUGGAGGCGCUGCUGCCCGGCACGGCCCCGCUGCUGCCCGCCGAGGAGCGCGCCCUGGUGCUGAAGCCGCCGCAGGACGGCGGCCGGGAGAAGGGCGAGCCGCCCAUGGGCCCCGACGGCGGGCCGGCGGCGCCGAGGCCGCCCAGCGCCAAGCAGCAGAAGGAGGAGAGCAACAACCAGGAGAAGGAGAGCCUGCUGAGGGCCGGCGGCGAGGCGGAGGACGGCGGCGAGGCGGGCGGCGCGGGGCGCCGGGAGUUCAUCGAGGCCCCGCCGCCCAAGGUGAACCCCUGGACGAAGAACGCGCCGGCCGUGAACGGGCAGUCGCCUCCCGAUAUAUUUCCAACUGACGGCCAGUCUGAACUUACAACUCCAGCAAAAGUGGUGAGGGCUGCAAACCCGAGACAGAGGAAAGGAAGCAAGGUCGGUGACUUUGGUGAUGCCACAAAUUGGCCAACACCUGGAGAAAUAGCCCACAAGAGUGUCCAGCAGCCACACAAAGCACCGUCCCUUCGGAAGCUGCCUGUCAAGAAAGACAUGAAAGAGCAGGAAAAGGGGGAUGGGAGUGAUGGCAAAGAGAGCCUGAAAACCAAAUCCGAUGAGUCUGGGGAGGAGAAGAACGGUGAUGAUGACAACCAGAAGUCAGCCCAGAAGAAGAAAGGCAACAAACACAAGUGGGUCCCUCUGCAGAUAGACAUGAAGUCAGAGGUGCCUAGGGACAAAACAGCCUCUCGGAACAACCGGCAAAACGAGCAGCACAGGCACCCCUCCAACAACCGCAGCGAGCUCAAAGGCUGGCACCCCGACAACAAGCAUGAGCGCAGCUGGCAGGACCACGAUGAGACGUCCAGCGUGAAGAGCGAGGGAGGCGCCGUGCGAGGAACCUUCCGGGGCCGGGGCCGCGGCCGGGGCAGGGGCCGGGGCCGCGGCAGAGGAGGGCACUUUGACUACCAGUACGGAUACCGGAAAUUCGAGGGCUCGGACGGCUCCCGCACCCAGAAGUAUGCCAGCAACAUCACCUACUACUUCGACAACAUCAGCAGUGCUGAGCUCUACAGCGUGGACCAGGAGCUGCUCAAGGACUACAUCAAGAGGCAGAUAGAAUAUUACUUCAGUGUGGACAACCUGGAGCGAGACUUCUUCCUGCGCCGCAAGAUGGACUCGGACGGCUUCCUGCCCAUCACGCUGAUCGCCAGCUUCCACCGCGUGCAGGCGCUGACCACCGACAUCAGCCUCAUCAUCAAGGCUCUGAAGGACAGCAAGGUGGUGGAAAUCGUGGAUGAGAAGAUCAGGAGAAAAGAGCAGCCAGAAAAAUGGGCUCUGCCUGGCCCUCCUAUGGCAGACUACACACAGACAGACUUCUCACAGUUCAUCAAUUGCCCCGAGUUUGUGCCCCGGCAGAGCUUCCAGAAAGAGACUGAGUCUGCUCCAGGAUCCCCACGUGCUGCCAGCCCAGUCCCCACUAAAACAGAGGAGGUCAGUAACCUGAAGACAAUGCCCAAGGGCCUGUCCACAAGUCUGCCAGACCUGGAUUCAGAGACAUGGAUUGAAGUUAAGAAGAGACCCCGACCUUCCCCAGCCAGGCCCAAGAAAGCAGAGGAGUCAAAGACACCGCAGCAGCAGAAGCAGAAGGACCAAGAUGAACCUGAGGAGCUGGACUUCCUGUUUGAUGAGGAGAUGGAGCAGAUGGACGGCCGCAAGAACACCUUCACCGACUGGUCAGACGAGGACUCGGACUACGAGAUCGAUGACCGCGACGUCAACAAGAUCCUGAUCGUGACGCAGACCCCUCCGUACCUGCGCCGGCACCCCGGCGGCGACCGCACCGGCAACCACACCUCCCGCGCCAAAAUGAGCUCAGAGCUGGCCAAGGUCAUCAACGAUGGGCUCUACUACUACGAGCAGGACCUGUGGACAGAGCAGUUUGAGCCAGAGUAUUCGCAGAUCAAGCAAGAGGUGGAGAACUUCAAGAAAGUGAAUAUGAUCAGCAGGGAGCAGUUUGACACCCUGACCCCAGAGCCCCCCGUGGAUCCAAACCAGGAGGUCCCUCCUGGUCCCCCCAGGUUCCAGCAAGUACCUACAGACGCUUUGGCCAACAAGCUCUUUGGAGUCCCUGAGCCUUCCACCAUCGCCCGCUCUCUGCCCACGACCGUCCCAGAAUCGCCCAACUACCGCAACGCCAGGACGCCCCGCACCCCGCGCACGCCGCAGCUCAAGGACCCGACACAGACGCCCCGCUUCUACCCGGUGGUGAAGGAGGGCAGGACGAUAGAUGCCAAGACUCCGCGGAAGAGGAAGACGAGGCACAGUUCGAACCCCCCGAUGGAGUGCCACGUGGGCUGGGUGAUGGACUCCAGGGAGCACCGGCCCCGCACUGCCUCCAUCAGCUCCAGCCCCUCAGAGGGGACCCCGGCCGUCGGGAGCUACGGCUGCACCCCGCAGUCCCUGCCCAAGUUCCAGCAUCCCUCGCACGAGCUGCUCAAGGAGAACGGCUUCACACAACACGUCUACCACAAGUACCGGCGGCGCUGCCUUAACGAGCGAAAACGACUGGGCAUUGGUCAGUCCCAGGAGAUGAACACGCUUUUCCGGUUCUGGUCCUUCUUCCUCCGAGAUCACUUCAACAAGAAAAUGUAUGAGGAGUUCAAGCAACUGGCUGUGGAGGAUGGGAAGGAGGGUUACAGGUACGGUCUGGAGUGCCUUUUCAGAUACUACAGCUAUGGCCUGGAGAAGAAAUUCCGGCCAGACAUAUUUAAGGACUUCCAAGAAGAGACCAUCAAGGAUUAUGAAGCUGGGCAGCUCUAUGGGCUGGAAAAGUUCUGGGCCUUCUUAAAAUAUUCCAAAGCCAAAAACCUGGACAUUAACAGCAAACUGCAAGAAUACCUCAGCAAGUUCAAGCGCCUCGAGGACUUCCGAGUAGAUCCACCCAUGGGGGAGGAAGGUGGACACAAGAGAUACCCCACGACGUCAGGGGGAGAUGGCAGGAAGCGCUACCCAUCCCAGUCUUCCAGCAAAACGGUCAGCCAGUGCCCAUCCAGCCAAGCCCACGCCUCAGCCAGCCAGCCUGCACAAGAGGAUGCCAAAAACCUGAGCCAGCAAUCCCCUGCCCCAUCAGCUGCAGAGUCGCAGACAGUGGGGAAGUAGAGGCUGCAGCGUCCGCUUCCUGCCGGGGGGUGGGGUGGGGUGGUGGGGAAUGGCUCGGAGAAGGGCAGACAUGAGGGGGUGGGACAGGAAGGGAGCUGGAAGGUGGGUUCCCAGGAAUAGGCUGCUUGGGAGAAACUUCAACGCACACGAUUUUCUUCUCUUGUGGCUGGAAAGCAAAGACGAUCUGCAUCCAAAACACCAUUUUGCUAUUACUACCCUGACCAGAGCCAGACCCACCCUUCCCCUUCCCUCUCCUCCUGUGCACACACUCGUGUCUUAGUGUCUCUUCAAAAAAAAUGUGUUCUGGCUGGGUUGGAAAGGGGAGAUUUUUUUAUUAUUAUAUAUAUAUAUCAAGUUUUAAAUUAUUGCUAGAAGUUCGUCUGGAUUUACCAAAACAAGUCUGCUCUGUGUGGCCCCAACGAGUCCCGUGUGUGUCCCCUGGGAUGGCGGGGCAGCCGCUCAGGAGCUGGGAGGAGCGAGGUUCCCGUGGGGCCGAAGCCUCAGCGUGUGGAUGCUGCGGAGCUCUGAUCUCCGUGACCCGGCUGCCGUCUCCCUCCGCGCCGCCCUGCUCGUUCUCCCGUCCCUUCUCCCCGGCGUCUUCACCUUCCCCAGGGUCUGGCUCUCCCUCCCGUCACGGACAAUUUGGAAGUCAACCAAAGGACCUUUGCCAAGGAUAGGCUUGUUGUGACUCCUUCCUGCGAGGAUGGCUGGUUGGGAGGCUGGCAGGCACCUGGACUCGAGCCUGCGUGGACGGUGCACCCGCUGCCCCAGGAACACCCAUCACUUGCAAAGACAGGACUUUGCUGAAGGAGCUUUUCUCUUCCUUUUCCCUUGGAAAAAAUGACAUAACAAAAAAAAAAAACCCACAAAGCCCUCUGAAACAACAACAACAACAACAGAAAAACUCUUUAAAAAAAAAACACAUCUCCCUUUGCUUUCUUCCUUGGAAAUAUUACUGAAGAAAAAGAAAAAAAAAAAAACAAAAACAAACAAAAAAACCCCAAAAACACACAAAAAAAAGUUGCCUUAUGGUGGAGCUGGAGCAGGGAGGCUUGUUGGCUUCCUGCACCCUGGGGUGCACUGGGCUCUCGGCUCCCCCAGGCCCAGAGACUCCUCACGGCAUUGCUGCCGAGCUGAUCUUCCCUGCGGCCUUUCCUCUGCCCCGCCGCUCGCUCGGAGCCUCCCUGCCUGCCCUGAGGCUCCUGGGGCAGGUGCUGAGGGCAGUCAGCAAGACUCGUGCUCACACAGUAGGUGGUGCCAUGGCAGCCUUGGCCCCACAGCAGUGACUGUUCUGUCAUGGCCUUGCUCGCACCCCCGGCCCCCCCCUGGGCAGGAGGUGGCUCUGCUCCUGUCUGUGCUUCCAGCGUGGCUGGGGAGUGAGCAGGGAGAUGGUCACAGCAGCUGGGGGCACUGCUCCUAACUGUGAGCAGGGCUGCUUCUGCUACAGCAUGACUGGGAGUGAGGCAGCCCUGGGAAAGCUGUCCCACAGCAGUCACUGCCUCGGGGCUGCUGAUGGGACUCGGGCCAGGAUGAGUUUCCUUGUGUGUUGUGGCAGGCAGCUGCAUGGAGUCUCCCACUCAGGGCACAGUCCCUGUGCAUUUCCAAGGGCUGAGAUGACACCAUGUAGCUCCUUACUUGGCUGAGGCAGGGGGUGACUGCAGAGCUGCUGUGGCAUCUACUUGAUUGAUCCUUACACCCAGCACCAGGUGGACUUUGGCAGGCAAACCCUCCCCAGGCUGUGAGCUGGAUGCUUUGUGAAGGGUGUGUGUCAGGCGUGAGAUCUCUGAGAUGUCCAGUGCUACCUGUGGAGAUGCUCCAGAGGUAGCACUGGAAAGUCAUGUUCCUUUCCAGCCAUACCCGCUGGCCUUGCUGUCACUGUGCUCCUUCCGCUGGGUCCCUGGGAUACCAGGCUUGGCUGUGGCUCCAGAGCUCCUGUGUGCAGUGGGCACGUGAUGCACCACUCCAAAGUCACAAGCUGGUACUGAACAGUGUUUUCCCAAGGGAUCCAGUUGAUCCAGAGCUGUGUCUCACAGCUGGAAGGAGUCAUCAUCUCUCCAGGGCUGUCCCUGUAUGGCUGCAGGGUGGGUGGCUGAGAGCAGCCAGGAACUGCGAGCAGGAGCAAGAGGGGAAGCAGGGCCAAGCUGUCCAUCAGCUGUGGGCUGUGGGGCCCUGGCUGAGGCCAUUGCUUCCCAAACUGACACUGCCUGCAGGAUGCUACCUUGAUGGGGCAGGUGUGCUGAUCUGGGUGGAGUGGCUUUGUGAACUGCUGCUAGAAUCAAAAGCACAGCUGGCUUUGAGAGGCUGGGGAGCUGCUCCUUGGCUGUUUGCUGGUGGUGUGACCCUGCCCUGAUUGCUGCACCCCUGCUGUGUCACCCUGCAGCUGGUAGCGCUCACACCUGGUCGCAGCAGGUGAGCCCACCUGAGGCCGUGGAUCUCUGUUAUGGCAGCAGUGCCCUGGGGUUGUGGGUGGGAACUGGGCAAAGUGGGCAAAAGUAACCCUUGUACAGUGCUGUGGCCGUGACUGUUAUCUCUGGAUUUCCCCUCUUGUGAGCUGGAGUCAGAUCUCUUAAGGUUACGUACAUAGGCGGGUUUGUCCCUGCUUUGGGAAGGAGGAGGCUGGAGAGUCGAUCAAGGACAUUGUAGAUGUGUUGGAGGUUGUUUGCAAGUGGAGGCAGGUCUGGAUGUGCCACAGGUGAUCCUUGCUGCUGUGUCUGUGCUCCUUUCACUGGUGUGUUCUCUCUUGAAGCCAAUUGUCUGCGUUUCAGCAACAAAUUCAUAGGAAAUGGGGGAGGAUGAGCUGCUGCUAUGGAGUUGUUGCUUGUAGAGCAGAUUGUGGAAUUGCUUGGGUUGUAGAAGAGGUAGGACAUUUCCCAGAAAAUUUCCCAAAAUACUGAUUUAAAAUAAUUUUUUAUUUCUCAUCUUGAGGUUCUAGUUUUGGCAUGGAAAAGUUUUCCCUUCCCCCUCUGCCAAGUGGUUUGUCACAUUAGUGUGUGCACCCAGGGGAAGGUGGGUCAGAAGAGCAAUCCCAGUGGUCCCAGUGCCCUCCAGGUCUGUGGACCGUGUGCCUUGUUUUGCUGUCUGUGGGACAGCAGUGGGCAGGACAGAGCAAAGAUGGACGUGACAGCCUGAGGCAGCUGCUGCUCACUCUCACCUGUCUUCCUGGGGGAGGGAACACAGAACCAUUCCCUCCUGCUCCAUGCUGGGGCAGGUGCUGGCAGAGGGCAGGGAGCUCCCUGGGUACAUGGUCCGUGUCCAGCUGGGUCAGGAGCGGCCGCAGCAAGGCCCAUGUCCCCACUGGGUAAAGGGACAGCUGUCAGAGGGGGUUUGCAUUUGAGGAAGCUCUUGCCCUCCUGCAGAGGAGGGAGUUAGGCCUUGCUUGUAGUUUGGAUGCUUCACCUCCAUGCGUUGUGCUUUUUUGAGUUUCAGAGGACUGGCUGGUUGCACACGUGCUCCUGUGAGCGCCGAUUGUCCCACAGCCCGCGAGGGCUGCAUGGUGCUGGUGUGCAGCCACUGGCAGAGCCUGGGGGGAGCCCCAGCUGCUUCUGGAAAGGCUGAGGGAGGCUGAGUCAGGGGAACAUUCCUCCUCCUGCCCCUCUUCUCAGGAGGUCCUCCAGGCUGCUGGAGCUCAGUUGCCAAGGUAAACUUGUCUUUUAGAAUGCAGGUGGCUGCAACAGGUACAGAGCUGUGGUGUGGGGUCAGAGUCCAGGUGGAAGGUGUGUUUUUAAGGAGGCUUUGUUGCUUGCCAUGCUCAUUUGGGAAAAGAAGAUAUAAAAAGUAAUGAUGCUGCUGCUCUGUUUUUGCCUGUCCAUCUCUUCUGCUGCCCCCCUGGCACCCCUGGUGGCGCCUUCUCACUGUAGCCCUUGGAGUCCCUCGAGUUUCAGCACCUGCUCGGGACUGGUCGUUGUACUGUAACAAACUGAUGUGUUUAACCUCAGUGUCCUGCCAUGUUCUACAUGGCAGUGCAGAGGGGGCCUUCUAGCUGUUAAUGCCUUUCCAGUUACUUUAUCAAAAGGAAAAAAAAAAAAAGGAAAACUGUAAAUGUAGCAAGCUGUGUUUGCAACGCUUAUUGUCGACUGUCUCUGAGGCUGGUUCUGUCACUUGUCACUGUUAGAAAUGGAUGCUGGGCUCCUCUUGAGAGGGUUGCUACACUUGAUGUUAAAUGCCUCACUGACUUUUUUGGAAAGUUUCCAAUACAGGUAACAGAUAAAAUAACUUUUUUUUUUUUGUUUUUCUAAGAAAAUGUUCAUCUCGGUGGCGUGGAGUGGGUGGCUGGAGGGCAGCAUUUCCAGGAGUAGUUUACAGUUUCACUUUCUGCAGACACUUGAACAUAGGACCGAUGUAUCUGUGACGAGCACAUCCCCUUGUUGGGAAGCUCCAGAGGAGCAGGGAGUGCCCUGGGUGCCAGCUGGCCCCUGUGGAGCGUGCUGGGGUCCCUCCAGCUGCCCACGCUGUCCUGCUCUCUCCCCGGGUGUCAGCCCUGCUGUGGGGUGGCUUGUGCCAGUGGUGCCCCUCAUGGGAGGGGGUGCUUGGCACCACUUGGUCCCUCAAGCCUCCCUGGUGCAGCCCUACUCCCCGUCUUACCCCCCAGCCUGUCCUGGUCCCACUGGGGUUGGAAACCUUUGGAUCUGUGGCUCAGAGACACCCACUGAGCUGCAUCCCAGCGAGUGCAGCCUUCUGCUUGCUCGUCUGGAGCUAAAGGGGUGAUGGUUCAAUGUGCUGGCCCUUCUCAAACCCUCUUGUGUCCAACCUCAGCCUUCUGUUUCCCAAAACUAGAGAGUGUGUGCAACCUUCUUCAGCUGCAUUUAUAGUAGAGACAAAAUGACUCAUCACAGACCAUGUAUCACUUGGGAGGAAAAUCUUGUUAAUACGGCCCGCUGUACAUGAUCCAUCUCUGUCGAUAGUACAUAAUCUUUGACCCAUGUGCUAGGAUCAUCAUCACGUAUAAAAGGAAAAGAGAAAAAUGUAAAAUACUUGAAUGAGAGCUUGUAUUAUAACAUUAAUAUUAUUCAGAGUAUCUGCUUUCUAGGCUGAUGUGAUUCAUUAUUCUAGUAAUGCUUUAGUCCUUUGUAAUUUGUGGUAAUUAUGCUUUUUCCUUUUUAAUACAAAAAAAAUGUAUAAAAAUAAAAAGUUCAAAAGACA
Molecule: messenger RNA, 8393 nt
Organism: Oenanthe melanoleuca
Lineage: Eukaryota; Metazoa; Chordata; Aves; Passeriformes; Muscicapidae
Gene: LARP1
Product: La ribonucleoprotein 1, translational regulator
Exons: 20
Coding region: 102-3254 (1050 amino acids)
Biological process (GO): positive regulation of translation; mRNA stabilization
Cellular component (GO): cytoplasmic stress granule; cytosol
Molecular function (GO): RNA cap binding
Source: RefSeq, a predicted model, not a curated record